AUGACCACGAACCCCACAAGCAGCAGCGAGCGGUUCUCCGCCGCAGCGUAUGAAAAUGAUGGUAAACACCACAUCCUGCUGUCCGCGAGCGGAUCUGUCGCCGCGAUAAAGAUCCCCCUGAUCGCCAGAUCCCUCGGUUCCCACCCGAACGUGUCCAUCCGUGUCGUCCUGACAGAAGCCGCCGAGCAGUUUCUGCAAGGCCAGUCGGCCGAACAACCCCCGCUACGCUCCCUCCUGGACUAUCCCGGCGUGGACGGUGUGUACCAUGAAGAGGACGAGUGGGCGAAGCCCUGGGUGCGGGGCGACAAGAUCUUGCACAUUGAACUGAGGCGGUGGGCGCACGUGCUGAUCGUCGCGCCGUUGUCGGCCAACUCCAUGGCGAAGAUCGUCAACGGCAUCAGCGACGGUCUGCUCCUGAAUGUCAUCCGCGCGUGGGACACCACGGGUAUGAUCGACAUGCGCAAGAAGAGGAUAUUUGUCGCGCCAGCCAUGAACACCGCCAUGUGGCGUCAUCCGAUCACGAGAAAGCACAUCCAAGUGCUUGAGGAGGACUGGGGCGCCGAUAAGGACGGCUGGAUCACCAUCUUGAGACCUACGGAGAAGGAGUUGGCGUGUGGCGACACGGGCGAUGGCGCCAUGAUGGACUGGAGACAGAUUGUGAGUUACGUUGACGAGCACUUGGCUCUGGGUAUUCAAGAUUUUUAUGAGGUCAACGGCCAGUGA
Molecule: messenger RNA, 723 nt
Organism: Cladophialophora psammophila CBS 110553
Lineage: Eukaryota; Fungi; Ascomycota; Eurotiomycetes; Chaetothyriales; Herpotrichiellaceae
Product: phosphopantothenoylcysteine decarboxylase
Exons: 1
Coding region: 1-723 (240 amino acids)
Biological process (GO): coenzyme A biosynthetic process
Cellular component (GO): phosphopantothenoylcysteine decarboxylase complex
Molecular function (GO): phosphopantothenoylcysteine decarboxylase activity; FMN binding
Source: RefSeq, a predicted model, not a curated record